Periconia digitata is the source of this 1141-nucleotide messenger RNA. Lineage: Eukaryota; Fungi; Ascomycota; Dothideomycetes; Pleosporales; Periconiaceae. The record is from the annotation of a GenBank genome assembly.
UCUCUUUCUCAUACAGCAUAAUUCAGCUCUAUCUGGACACUACUUAUACCUCCUCAUUAUGGCUACCACCACACAAACGAUUACUCAGACAGAAGAGCAGCAGGCUCCUGCUCGUCGCGAACCUUUGCAGCUCACAGGAGUUCUCAACCAGUACAAGUCAUUUGAUCUGACACCCGUCAUUGGCCGCGAGUUUCCCGAAGUCAAUCUCAAAGACUGGCUUAACGCCCCGAACUCGGACGAAUUGAUCCGCGAUCUUGCAAUCACAAUUUCACAACGGGGCGUUGUUUUCUUCCGCAAGCAAGAUGAUCUGGACAACGAUCUUCAAAAACAGCUUGCGCAAAGAUUAGGAGAGCUCUCCGGAAAACCAAAGACUUCGAAGCUACACAUCCAUCCUGUCAUCAACUCCGGACGCACCCUCGGAGGUGGCGAUAACGAAAUCAGUGUCAUCAGCUCCGAACAAGCAAAGAAACUGUACAAGAACCGUUUUCUGAACUUCAAUAAGAAGCAAAGCUCAAAGGGCGGUUGGCACUCAGACAUCACUUUUGAGAAGAUUCCGAGUGAUUACGCACUCUUGCGAUUGACCCAGCUUCCGGAGGUUGGUGGCGACACACUUUGGGCUUCUGGGUAUGAGCUCUAUGACCGACUCUCCAAACCGUAUCAGGAGUUCUUUGAUAAGUUGACAGCGACUUAUGCUCAACCUGGCUUCAACGCAACGGCGAAAGAUAACAAUUUUGAGAUGUAUACCAAGGAACGUGGUGCCCCCGAGAAUGUUGGCGAGGAUUUGACUGCAAUUCAUCCCGUCAUCCGAACCAACCCUGUCACCGGCUGGAAAUCAGUGUUUGGCGUCGGACAUCAUGUUGCGAAAAUCAACGAACUCACGGAAGAAGAGUCUAAAAGAAGUCUUGACUGGUUCGUUCAACUGAUAGUCGAAAACCAUGACCUGCAGGUCCGCCAUCGCUGGCAGAACGUUAACGAUUUGGCCAUUUGGGAUAACAGAUCCGUUUAUCACGCCGCGACGUUUGACUACGAGGGAUUGGGUUCAAGGACCGGACAGCGCGCUGUCAGUUUAGGCGAGAAACCUUACUUCGACCCGCAGAGCACAUCGCGUAGGGAAGCAUUGAGCAAGGGCCUGGACGAAUAA